AUUUCCUCCCACGAUUCUUCCUCAUUCUCUCCGCUCACCCCGCCUUCGCCUGCAAGGCAGCCAGCCAGUCUCCGUUCGCCUCCUCACCCCCAAUCGCUUGUGAGCCAUGCCGCCGUCGAUCACCCUCCCGGUCAAAUGCCGCCCCCACCCCCGCCUCGCUCCGCAGCCACCCGCGGCGGCGCUGGAGCUGCUAGCUGCCCGCGGCGCCCCGGCUGCCGCCGAGUUGCGGGCGGCGUAUACGCGGUGCCGGACCCCGACGUACCUGUCCCUCUCGCUCUCCGCCGACCCCGCGAAGCCCCGAGGGAUGGCCCUGUCCCUCUCGCGCUCUGCUGACUCCGCGGAGCCCCGAGCGCCGUGCCGCGGCUCCCCGUCCGCACGGCGGGCACGCGCCGCCGUGGCGGCCGGGGGAGAUGAAGGCGGCGGCGGACUUCCCGCGCUUAUAAUCGCCGGUGCUCUGUCGCAGUACGCCAUCUUCCGCGACGAUCUCGUGCGGAGGGCCUUCGCCGCCGCCGAGGCGGCCCACCGCGGACAGGUGCGCGCGAGCGGCGAUCCCUACCUGGAGCACUGCGUGGAGACGGCGGCGCUGCUUGCGGAGCUAGGCGCCGGCCCUGCCGUCGUCGCUGCCGGGCUGCUGCACGACACGGUCGACGACGCGGGCCUCGACUACGGUUUCAUCUCCGAGCAGUUCGGUGCUGAUGUUGCCGACCUUGUUAAGGGGGUUUCGAAUCUAAGUCAUUUCAGCAAACUGGCUCGUAGAAAUGAUACAGCCAGUAGAAUGGAUGAAGCUGACAGAUUACGUACAGUUUUCCUUGCAACGGAAGAUGCAAGAGCUGUGCUCAUUAAACUUGCUGACAGGCUACACAACAUGAGGACGCUCAAUUCUUUGCCCAGGAUCAAACGGCAGUGCUUUGCAAAGGAAACGCUGGAGAUAUUUGCUCCCUUGGCGAAUCAGUUGGGAAUCUUGAAUUGGAAGGAACAGCUUGAAAAUCUAUGCUUCAAGUAUCUUCACACAGAUAAAUUUGAUGAACUGUCAAGCAACCUUCUCGAAUUCUACAACAGAGAUAUGAUUACAGCUGCAACAAGGAGACUGGAACAAGCACUUGAGGUGAGAGGAUUAUCCUAUUAUGCGGUAUAUGGGAGGCACAAGAGCAUUUACAGCAUACACUGCAAGAUGGCAAGGAAGAAACUAGCCAUGGAUGAAAUUUAUGAUAUACAUGGGGUGCGUGUUAUAGUUGAGAACAGAUCUGAUUGUUUCGCCGCAUUAGAGCUUGUCCAUCACUUGUGGCCUCGAAUUCCCGGGAAGUUCAAAGACUAUAUCAGCAGCCCCAAAACAAAUGGGUACCAGUCCCUGCACACAGUUGUGCUCACUAAAGAAAUGCUCCCACUAGAAAUCCAGAUUCGCACUAGGGGCAUGCAUCUGCAGGCAGAGUUUGGAAUUGCUGCACAUUGGAGAUACAAGGAAGGUGUUCGGAGUUGCUCUUCAUCUGUUCCUGAAAUGGUUGAAUGGGUUAGAAGGGUGGUUACAUAUCAGUGUGAAACUUUGCACAUUGACCAUCCUUCAUCACUUGCACCUGACACUUCACCGAGCAACAUACACACGAUUAGGUCACACUCUGAUGUCUGUCCGUUCUCCUAUUCAAAACAAUGUGGCCACAGUGGACCAGUUCUAGUAAUACUUCUAGAAAAUGAAAAGAUGUCAGUGCAAGAACUCCCCCAAAAUUCAACGAUAUUGGACCUACUUAUGAGAUCUUCUAAGCACCCCAUGCCAUUCAGGCUGAGGCUGAACUGCCAAGCCGUCCACAACUGGAACCAAGAGCUAAAAAUGGGCGAUGUUCUUGAACUGGUUCCUUCAACUCCAUGCAAACCUGGAGGUUAUACGAGGGAGUUCCAACAAAUGUUUGAUCACCGUCUUGACAGCCGUAGAUUAAUGCCUUGUAAAUACAUGACGUGACACCUCUUGUAAAUCAUCUCAAGUUUAGCUUCUCCUGCGCUGACAACAUAGAGACGUGAAGGAGUCAAGAAACAUAAUGCUCUUUUCAAAAAAGAAAAGGAACGUUUAGGAAGUUUA
Molecule: messenger RNA, 2068 nt
Organism: Panicum hallii
Lineage: Eukaryota; Viridiplantae; Streptophyta; Magnoliopsida; Poales; Poaceae
Product: probable GTP diphosphokinase RSH3, chloroplastic
Exons: 6
Coding region: 107-1951 (614 amino acids)
Biological process (GO): guanosine tetraphosphate metabolic process
Cellular component (GO): chloroplast
Source: RefSeq, a predicted model, not a curated record